Molecule: messenger RNA, 807 nt
Organism: Penicillium concentricum
Lineage: Eukaryota; Fungi; Ascomycota; Eurotiomycetes; Eurotiales; Aspergillaceae
Product: copper chaperone CCS1
Exons: 3
Coding region: 1-807 (268 amino acids)
Biological process (GO): removal of superoxide radicals
Cellular component (GO): cytoplasm
Molecular function (GO): copper ion binding; superoxide dismutase copper chaperone activity
Source: RefSeq, a predicted model, not a curated record
AUGAUCGAACCAUUCCAAACGACCUUCUCGGUCCCAAUGACCUGUGAAGGCUGCGUGAAGUCUAUCUCGACCUCUCUACACAGCCUGGAAGGUAGUCAUCACACCCCAAACUCACCUUCAUCUAAGUUGACCCCCGCAACAGGAAUCAACAAGGUUGAAGCAAACCUCAAAGACCAGCUAGUUUUCGUCGAAGGCACCGCUCCUCCCAGCUCUAUCGUAACCGCGAUCGAAAACACCGGCCGCGAUGCCAUCCUCCGCGGCAGCGGCACUACAAACAGUUCCGCCGUAUGCAUCCUUGAAACGCACUCAACGAGCGUCUCAAACAAUAUCCGCGGCCUCGCGCGCAUGGUCCAGGUCUCCCCGAACAUGACCCUCAUCGACCUGACAAUCAACGGCCUGUCGCCGGGAAAAUACUGGACCACUAUUCGAGAAGCGGGGGAUAUCUCCCGGGGUGCUGAGUCUACCGGUGGUAUCUGGGAGGCUGUGAAGAGCAAGGUGCUUGGUGCCGACGCUGCCGCCACCCCGGCCAAGGAGACCCGGGGCAUUCUUGGUACCGUGGAUGUUGACAAUAAGGGCCGGGGCAGUGUGUUUUUGGACCGGCCUGUGGCGAUCUGGGAGCUUAUUGGUCGGAGUAUGGUUGUUUCGAACGGGACGGAGGGUCCUUUCAAACGCGAGGAUGAGAAUACCCUUGUUGGUGUUAUUGCGCGCAGUGCGGGUGUGUGGGAUAAUGAUAAGAUGGUUUGCUCGUGCUCGGGUAAGAAUGUCUGGCAGGAGAGACAGGAACAGGUUGUCCUGGGUAUGGCUUGA